AUGCAAGACCAGCAACCCCACUCCACCCACCUGAUCAUUGUCUGCUGCCACGCCAUAUACACCGGCGGGCCUACAAACGGUCAAUCAGAAGAUGAAUGGAUCAUAGAACCCUUCCAAAAGGGCGAAACACCCACGUUCACGAACCACGUCAAGGCAGGAUUGCAGGCUUUGGCUGAUGAUUCUGAUGCUUUGUUGGUGUUUUCUGGGGGACCUACGAAGAAAGGACGCACGGAUCUUGCGGAGGGGGUGUCGUAUCUUAACCUCGCCAAAGACAACGACUACUUCGGUUUCGCUCCGCGGAUAAACCCCGCGCAAGUGGUCGCUGAAACCCACGCCACGGAUUCAUACCAGAACGUCUUGUUCUCGAUGCUCCGGUUUAGACUGUGCACAGGUGUUUAUCCGCGUCGGGUGACUGUUGUGACGCAUGAGUUUAAACGGAAGCGGUUUGUAGAGUGUCAUUUUCCGGCCUUGGGCCUCUCCAGCUCUGCAUCUACGGUUAUUGGGAUUAAUCCGCCCGAGAAGGUGACGCCGUUGGCUUCCCUUGUGGCUGGGGAGGAAAAAAGUGGGAUUGGGUUGUGGAGGAGUGAUAGAUAUGGGGUGCAGAAGGAGUUAGCGGGGAAGAGGGUUAAGCGUGGGUGGAGGGCCGGGAUGGAGGAUGGGGUGUUUGUGAAUGUGGGUUUGGAGGCUGUUGUGGAGGAGUUGGUGAGGUGGGAUGGAGGAGAGAACGGGAAUGAAAGGUUUCCUAAAAUGGAGGAGUUGCCUUGGUGGGGACAGGUGUAA
Molecule: messenger RNA, 780 nt
Organism: Aspergillus luchuensis
Lineage: Eukaryota; Fungi; Ascomycota; Eurotiomycetes; Eurotiales; Aspergillaceae
Product: DUF218 domain protein
Exons: 4
Coding region: 1-780 (259 amino acids)
Cellular component (GO): cytoplasm
Source: RefSeq, a predicted model, not a curated record